CUCCCAGGGAAGGUAGCGCAAGAGCAAGCCAUCGCCAUUUCCAAGCGCCCACUUUCAAAAUGGCAGCCGGGAGGAAGUUUGCGAUUAGGACAGCGCGAGGUUCUCAGUUAAACGCGCUAGCGCAAUUUCCGGUCCGGUUGCAAGAUGGCCGCGCCCAGAGGUGGAUUCCAACCUCGCGAGCGGAGCGGUGGGGAGCAGGAACAGGACUGGGAUGCUGCGGCGCCCAAGAGGCCCCGACUCGGGGCAGGAAGCAAGAUCGGAGGCCGUAGGCUCAUUGUGGUGCUGGAAGGGGCCAGUCUGGAAACAGUCAAGGUAGGGAAGACGUAUGAGCUACUGAACUGUGACAAGCACAAGUCUAUGUUGUUGAAGAAUGGACGGGACCCUGGGGAAGUGAGGCCAGACAUAGCCCACCAGAGUUUACUGAUGCUGAUGGACAGUCCCCUGAACCGAGCUGGCUUGCUCCAGGUUUACAUCCACACACAGAAGAAUGUUCUGAUUGAAGUGAACCCCCAGACUCGGAUUCCCAGAACCUUUGACCGCUUUUGUGGCCUCAUGGUUCAGCUUUUACACAAACUCAGUGUUCGAGCAGCUGAUGGGCCCCAGAAGCUCUUGAAGGUAAUUAAGAAUCCAGUGUCAGAUCACUUCCCAGUUGGAUGUAUGAAAAUUGGCACUUCCUUCUCCAUCCCAGUCAUCAGCGAUGUGCGAGAGCUGGUGCCCAGCAGUGAUCCUAUUGUUUUCGUGGUGGGGGCCUUUGCCCAUGGCAAGGUCAGUGUGGAGUAUACAGAAAAGAUGGUGUCCAUCAGCAACUACCCGCUUUCUGCUGCCCUUACCUGUGCAAAACUGACCACAGCCUUUGAAGAAGUGUGGGGGGUCAUUUGACAGCGGGAGAACCCUAUUCUGAAACCAAAGACCGUUGACAUGGCGUCCCUUGGCCCUAUUCUGAGCUGACCGCUGGAAGAUGAGCUUCCUGAACUGAGACUGGAGGCUGGGGAAGCCAAGGCUGUCCAUUUGCUGUUUGUGUCCCUAUAAAUACCAUUCUU
Messenger RNA from Propithecus coquereli (Coquerel's sifaka), 1040 nucleotides. RefSeq names its product EMG1 N1-specific pseudouridine methyltransferase (gene EMG1). Lineage: Eukaryota; Metazoa; Chordata; Mammalia; Primates; Indriidae. Gene Ontology annotation, cellular component: small-subunit processome; nucleolus. Gene Ontology annotation, biological process: rRNA base methylation. The coding region runs from base 145 to 879 and encodes 244 amino acids. The record is from RefSeq and is a predicted model, not a curated record. Gene Ontology annotation, molecular function: rRNA (pseudouridine) methyltransferase activity; rRNA binding. The transcript is spliced from 6 exons.